Eruca vesicaria subsp. sativa (arugula) is the source of this 1003-nucleotide messenger RNA. The record is from the annotation of a GenBank genome assembly. Lineage: Eukaryota; Viridiplantae; Streptophyta; Magnoliopsida; Brassicales; Brassicaceae.
AUAUGGUAAAAUGGUUUAUGCCUCUUCCAGUAAGGUUUAUUCCAUCAUCAUUUGAGGUCAUGAAGACCAUGUCUAGAUCUGGAGUUUAGAAUCAAAGAUUAAUAUGGAUGAGGAAGAAGUAAAGGCUUGGGCCCUAGCAUCAGGAGCAUGUAGUCACACACAUAGUUGCAAUCCUCCAGGACCAGAGGAUGCUUCUCACUCACACACAUGCUACCACACUCACACUCAUCUCAUCAUCCCAGAUUCGCAAGAGAAUGAUCAUUCUGACAGCAGCAACAAGAGGCGAUCACGUGGGAACAAAGAGGCAGUGAGGAAGUACAGGGAGAAGAAGAAGGCUCGCACAGAAUACCUUGAAGACGAAGUCAAGAGACUGCAAUCUAUGAAUGAGUUCUUGCUUAGAAAGCUUCAGAGUCAAGCAAUACUGGAAAAUGAAAUCAUCAGACUCCGGACUCUUCUGGUAGAUAUGCAGGGAUCAAUUGAUGAUGAACUCAGUGGUUUCUCAUUUCAGAAGCAAUGCAACAGUUCUGGUUUUGUGUUCAAAGAAGAUGGAUGCAACGUAGCAACAAGGAAUGUGAUGUGUGAAGUGGCAAGAGUAGAGUGCCAGGAGGGCAAAGCACUUCAUGAACCUGUUCACUCUUAUGUUCCCCAUUCACCACCAUUCUCACGUUAAGGCUUUUCACAGGUAACAUAUGCACAUGUUACAGCUUAUUCCACAUAUGACUAUUUUGGAGGGUACUAAAACAUAUGGAAUUGAUAGAUGUAACUUGAUUUUGGAAUGAGAAGGACGAGGAGGAUUGUAGUUGUAUGUAUGUAUGUAUGAUGAUCUUGGGCUUGAAAGAUCUUUUGGGGUCCAUAUUUAGAUUCUCUAUAUGUGGGCAUGGUGAAAACCCAAACACAUAAGGAUAAGGUAUGCAGCAUACAUGUGAGUCUAUUGGUGUGAACUGCCCCAAUCAUUGUAAUUUUAUUCAAUUUGUUUCAGAACAUUUUCACAUAAUAAUCAUUC